AUGCUGCUGCUGCUGCUGCUGCUGCUGCUGCUGCUGCUCCGGGGGAUGAGUCGGGUGGAGGGUGGGCCUGAGAUCCACUCCGGUUACAGCCUGACAGUGCAAACGGAGGUUGUGGUGCAGGAGGGCCUGUGUGUCCUUGUACCCUGUAAAUUCUCUUAUCCCAAGGAGGUGACUGAUUCGGACUCAAUUCAUGGAUACUGGUACAAGGAAGAAGCCAAUAUAAAAAAAUCUGGUUUAGUGGCCACAAAUAACCCACAGCUGCCAGCACCGAGGAAGGCUAAGGGCCGAUUCUUUCUGAGUGGAGACCUGUGGAAGGAUGACUGCUCCCUGAAGAUCAGCGACAUCACGAAGAAGGCUGAGGGGAAGUACUUCUUUCGCCUGGAGAGAGGAGAAGUAAAAUAUAAUUAUGUUGUGAACAAGAUGACCCUGCAUGUGACAGCCCUCACCGAUACUCCCUACAUCCUUAUCCCGGAGACUCUUGAGGCUGGCCGUCCCAGCAACCUGACCUGCUCUGUGCCUUGGCCCUGUGAGUGGUGGGCACCCCUCAUCUUCUCCUGGACUAGUACCUCUGUGUCGCUCUUGAUCACCAACACCAAUGGUUCCUCAGUGCUGACCAUCACCCCUCAGUCCCAGGACCAUGGCACCAACCUCACCUGUCAGGUGACCCUGCCUAGAACUGGUGCGACCGCAAGAAUGACCAUCCGUCUCAACGUGUCAUAUGCUCCAAAGAAUCUGACUGUGACCAUCUACCGAGGAACUGACCAAGAAUCCACAACCCUGGUGAAUGGCUCGUCUCUCCCUGUCUCCGAGGGCCUGUAUCUACGUCUCUUCUGUAGCACCACUGACAGCUAUCCCCCUGCAACCCUAAGCUGGUCCUGGAAUAACCUGAAUCUGUGCCCCUCAAACCUGUCCAAACCCGGCCUGCUGGAGCUGACUGAAGUACACCUCAAGCAUGGAGGGCUGUAUACCUGCCGGGCUCAGCAUGCCCUGGGCUCCCAACACAUCUCCCUGAGCCUGUCUCCACAGAGCAGUGCAACUUUAUCUGAAAUGAUGACGGGGAUGCUCGUGGGUGCGGGGGCUGCAACCCUCCUUUUCCUGUCUUUCUGCAUCAUCUUCCUGGUGGUAAGAUCCUGCAGGAGGAAACCAGGCAGGUCAGCUGCAGGAGCUCCAGAUCUCAAUGCCCUCAAAGCCUCAGUUUCUCAGAGUCCCCUAGUGGAAUUCCAGGCAGAUGACAGCUCUGAGCCCCUGCCAUCCACAGCUGAGGCGGUCUACUCCUCCACAGAGGAAGAGGUGCAUUAUGCGUCCCUUGACUUUCAUGAAGCGAAGCCCAGGAACCCACAGGUGCAGCAGGACACUGCCACUGAGUACUCAGAGAUAAAGUUCCACAAGUGAUCACAUGGCCACGACAGCUGCCACACUGGGAAAGACACCGGAGCCUGUAUGGCUCUGGAGAAGGAGUGUCGCCCAGGUUGGAAUACACUGCCCAGGACUUC
Molecule: messenger RNA, 1493 nt
Organism: Acomys russatus (golden spiny mouse)
Lineage: Eukaryota; Metazoa; Chordata; Mammalia; Rodentia; Muridae
Product: sialic acid-binding Ig-like lectin 12
Exons: 7
Coding region: 1-1392 (463 amino acids)
Biological process (GO): cell adhesion
Cellular component (GO): plasma membrane
Molecular function (GO): sialic acid binding
Source: RefSeq, a predicted model, not a curated record